AUGGCAUUAAUUGUCACUUUUCUCACUCUUCAAAUAGUUUUCACAACUGCUGUCCACAACCCAAUCCAAAAAAAUACCAAUGUUGAGCAAGAUGUAUUGUUUUUCAAUGGAACAAAUGUUGGAACUACUAAUACUACUAAUACACAAUCUCUGGAAUACAUACCUAUGGUCAUCACUUCUAACGUUAAUCAAACAUUUAGUGAAUACAUGUCGUAUCUUCUUCACCGCAAAAAACCACUGGGAAUGAAUUUUAGCUGUAAGGCUCCUGCCCAUUUUGUCUUAAAACAUUGUAAUAAGACAUUGUGGAGGACUAUCGAGCCAAUUGAGAAAGCCAGAAUUAUUUUUGAUCAACCUUGGAUCAAAUAUUUUUGGACCUUGGAGGAGAAAUGCAGUAUCAAAAACACAACUGUCUUCCUCUACGCGAAGGAGCCGGGCUCAUCCAAACAACGCUAUAGAAAACCUUCAAUUUAUAAAUUCCAUAUUGAAGCCAAUCCCAAGCCAAUUGAAGAACCCAUCGAAUCUCAAGAAGUCAAAAUCUAUGGAAACACAAAAAAUCUUUUUAAUGUGAUGAUGAAUGCACUCAUUACUAAAGCCCUUGAUGCAAAUCUCAGUGCUCACAUCAUUUUCACAUAUGCGUCAUCAGAAGAUAUUGUGUUCCAGUUGGUUAAGUGUGGUUUUGCUUACGAUUUCAAGUUGGAUGUCCAACCAUAUAAGCCAAUCUUGAUUGAGAAAGAGCUUCUGAAUGGAUUUAAUGUGCUCAAACAAAUCUACUGCUCGACUCCAUCCGAUGACAACUUGAGCUUUCAACUCUUGGCGAUUGGAACCACUCGUGAUGUCAACAUUACAAUGACAUUCCAUUUGAGUACCUCAAAAUCUCUUCCAACCGACGUCGAUUUCAUCUUGUUCGGUGGUACAGUGGCACUGAUUCUUUUCAUCGUUGCUAUCAUCUGUUGGAUCGUCCGUCAAAACCGUAAAAAGAAGACAUAUCAAGUCAACGCAAAAGUUGUUUACCGUAAGCGCCAACAAAUCACUCAAAAGAAGCUCAUUAAAAGAACAGCGACUAUUCCUCAUAACAAAAAUAAAGAAUAA
Caenorhabditis remanei is the source of this 1089-nucleotide messenger RNA. RefSeq lists its product as uncharacterized. Bases 1 to 1089 code for a protein of 362 amino acids. The transcript has 5 exons. NCBI's taxonomy places the organism in Eukaryota, Metazoa, Nematoda, Chromadorea, Rhabditida, Rhabditidae. The record is from RefSeq and is a predicted model, not a curated record.